Molecule: messenger RNA, 1703 nt
Organism: Quercus robur (English oak)
Lineage: Eukaryota; Viridiplantae; Streptophyta; Magnoliopsida; Fagales; Fagaceae
Product: protein BTR1
Exons: 8
Coding region: 291-1295 (334 amino acids)
Biological process (GO): regulation of gene expression
Cellular component (GO): cytoplasm; cytosol
Molecular function (GO): mRNA binding
Source: RefSeq, a predicted model, not a curated record
AGAGAGAGAGAGAGAGCCUAAUAGUCUAAUAGAUAUAGGUAGCAGAGUCAGAGGCUCUAACUCACAGCUCAGCCUCUCACAACUCCUUGAACCCAAUCUCCACAUUUCGUCGAGAACACACGCUAUACUUCUCUCUCUCUCUCUCUCAUCUUUCUUCUUAAACCUCAAAUCUUCUUCUUCUUCUUCUCUCUCUAACCUCAUUCCAAUUUUUACGCUACAGCGUAUUGCUGUGUGUGUGUGUGUGUGUGAAUUUUGCUGCUUUAGCUGAAGGAGGAGGAGGAGAAAGAGCAAUGGAGUCGACGGAGUCUUCUUACGUUUCGUCGCCGGAGGCACCGCGGAAGAGAUCUCCUCCGCCACCUAAGUCACCGACAUCAGAUUCAAUGGAAAAGCCCACAUAUAUCAGGUUUCUUGUAUCAAAUGCUGCAGCUGGAUCUGUUAUUGGAAAGGGUGGCUCUACAAUCACUGAUUUUCAGUCACAAUCUGGAGCACGAAUUCAGUUGUCACGCAAUCAAGAAUUUUUUCCAGGGACAACUGAUAGGAUUAUUAUGAUAUCUGGAGCAAUUAAUGAAACACUCAAGGCUGUUGAACUGGUUCUUGCCAAAUUGCUGAGUGAGAUUCAUGCUGAAGAAGGCGAUGAUGUUGAGCCAAGAACAAAAGUGAGACUUAUUGUUCCAAAUAGCUCAUGUGGUGGCAUUAUUGGGAAGGCGGGUUCCACCAUCAAGUCCUUUAUUGAAGAAUCACAAGCUGGCAUUAAGAUAUCUCCUCAGGAUAAUAAUUAUUAUGGGUUGAAUGAUAGGCUGGUGACGGUUACAGGAACUCUAGAUGAACAGAUGCGGGCUAUUGAUUUAAUUCUUUCUAAGCUAGCUGAAGACCCUCAUUACUCCCAGUCUAUGAAUGCUCCGUUUUCAUAUCCAGGUGUUUACUUCUCCGGUUUUCAUGGUAUGCCAUAUACACAUGUGCUUCCUUCUGUUGCAACAGUAGCCCAUAACUCAAUGAACUAUGGACCAAAUGGAGCUGGAGGGAAGUUUCAGAACAACAAGGAGGAUCGAAGUAACUCAGUGACCAUUGGCGUUGCAGAUGGUCAUAUCGGGUUGGUUGUUGGCCGUGGUGGAAGAACCAUAAUGGAAAUCAGUCAGGUUAGUGGGGCCAGAAUAAAGAUAUCGGAUAGAGGUGAUUUUAUGUCUGGAACAUCUGAUAGGAAAGUUACAAUCACGGGGUCACAAAGAGCAAUCCGUGCAGCUGAGUCCAUGAUAAUGCAGAAAGUGGCCUAUGCUUCUGAGAGGGUGAUGGAGUAGUUUUCAAAUGUUUCCAUUCAAAUUUCUCGUUAAGAAUAUUUUGGUGACGCUACCUGCAAUUUCCUUAUAGAUAUGGUCAUUUUUUAAAAAUGCAUCCACAUUCGUUCUCACAUGAUGAUAUAAGUUGGGAGAGAUCUGCAUACUUUGGUAGGGGCAAGAGCGGAAAUUUCCUUUUUGUUGAGAGAGAUUAUUGUAAUAGGGAUUUGUAUGAGAUUAUAGAUUAUUUUUCCCAAAGAAAAUGUUGGAAAAAGCCAUUGUUGAUUGACCAUAUAGAAUUGUUAGCUUUAUUUAUUACUCUGUUCACAGUUGUAAUAUCUAAAUUAUCAGGUAUUAUGUCUGACCUAUAUCUUCAUUGGAUAUUGAGUUUUAACAUUUGAAGAUUUUUCUAAUGGAGCAUUUCCGCUGCAA